AUGGACUCUGAGGCUUCUGAUAUGCUCAAAAUUUGUGAUGGCGGUCAUAAUGAUGGCAACUUACAUGAUAAACGGCUCGCAUCAUGUAGUGGUAAACUUGAGGGUUCUGCUAAGAAGAGGCUGUUUGAUAACAGUGAUUCCUUGCAUAUUUCUAUUAAGAAAUCAAAGCUGUCGUUGUAUGACGAUCGCGAUGAAGAUGGUGAUCCGUCGUCGGAUAUAACUAAAAGGCUUGGAAAAUCUGUUGAUACAUCAUUUUCCUUGUGGAAGAAAGAUCUUGAAUUUGUUGAAAAGUCAUUUGCGGAAUGUAAAAGGAAGAGGAGAGAAGAAGAGAAGAGAUUAGAGUCUGUAAAGAGAGAGAUUGAGGAGUGUAGCAGAGAGCUUGUAAAUAAGAAGGCGCAAUUUAGUUGUGUUAGAAGGAUUAACGAAGUUCAUAAUAAACUGCAGGGGAAAAUUGAAGGAUGUGUUAAGGAUUUUGUAGCGAAGGAAGCACAACUGUGUUUGAUAGAGGACUUGAUAGGAGAGCGCAAGCAAGAGCUUAGGGUAAAACAGAUAGAACUUGGUCAAGUCGUGAAUAACAUUUCAAAAGAGAGGGAAUUUGAUAGACGACUUGAAAGCCAAAUGAAGGGGCUGUUGGAUGAUUUGUUGUUAAAACAGAAGCAUUUCGAAAGGCAAACCAUGGAGCUUGAGUUAAAAGAGAAGGAAAAUGAAAGUUGGGUGAAAGAGCAUGAAUCAAAAGCAAGAGAAUAUGAAUGCCAAGUGAAGAUGUUGUUGGAUGAUUUGGUAUUAAAACAGAAGCAUCUUGAAAGCCGAAUCAAGGAGCUUGAGUCAAAAGAGAAGCAACGUGAAGGCAUAGUGAUGAAAUGGGAAUUAAAAGAGAGAGAAUUUGAUGGCGAAGUGAAGGAGCUGGAAUCUAAAAAGAAGCAUUUUGAAAGCCAAGUGGAAGAGUUCCAAUCAAAAGAGAGACAAUUGGAAGGAAAAGUUAGGGAAGUUGAUUUUAGAGAGAAACUACUUGAUGGUCGAGGGAAGGAGUUUGAUUCGAAAGAGGCUGAAUUCGAAGGCAGAGUGAAGGAGCUGGAAUUAGAGAGGAAGCAACUUGAUGGCCGAGUGAAGGAGUUUGAUUCAAAAGAAGCUGAAUUUGAAGGCCAGGUGAAGGAGAUGGAAUCAGAGAAGAAACAACUUAGUGGCCGAGUGGCGGAGUUUGAUUCAAAAGAGGUUGAAUUCGAAGGCCGGGUGAAGGAGCUAAAAUUAGAGAAGAAGCAAUUUGAUGGUCGGGUGAAGGAAUUUGAUUCAAAAGAGGCUGAAUUCGAAGGCCGGGUGAAGGAGUUGGAUUCAGAGAAGAAGCAACUUGAUGGCCGAGUGGCGGAGUUUGAUUCAAAAGAGGAUGAAUUUGAAGGCCGUGUGAAGGAGCUGGAAUUAGAAAAGAAGCAUUUCGAAAGCCGACUGAAGGAGCUUGAGUUAAAAGAAAAGCAAUUCAAAGAACAGAUAAAAGAGUUCAAGUCAAAAGAAGAGGAGUUCAAAAUUCAAGCGAAGGCGUUUGAAUCAAAGAAGAAGGAAUUUGAAAGUCAAGUUAAGGAGCUCAAUUCAGAAGCGAAGCAAUUUGAAAGCAAAAUCGAGGACUUCAAAUCAAAAGAGAAGCAAUUUGAAAGGAAAGUUGAGGACUUCAAAUCAAAAGAGGAGCUAUUUGAGGAUCGAUGGAAAGCACUGGAGUCAAAAGAGAGACAAUUUGAAGGACUAGUAAAAAAUCCUGAAUCAAAGCUGAAUAAAUAUGGGGAAAAAGAAUCAGCUACAUCUUACAUGGAUGAUGAAUCAAGUCCUCCCAUUGAUGAAACAAGUUUGCAGUUGGUCUCCUGUGAGCAAUCUGACAUUCUAGCUAAUCUGAGAGAAUCAUCGGAUCCAGCAGAAUUGAAGGAGCUGGAAUUAGAAAAGAAGCAUUUCGAGAGCCGACUGAAGGAGCCUGAGUUAAAAGAAAAGCAAUUCAAAGAACAGAUAAAAGAGUUCGAGUCAAAAGAAGAGGCUCCGGUACUAAUGGCGACUUCAUCCUUAGAAAUGGAUACUGAAGAAAAUAGACAACCUGUAAAGCUCGGUGUCAGCUUAUUGGCUCUUAGGAAACUUAAUUUGAGUGAGGAAAAAAAAAACCUCAUGCAGAACUCUGUAUUUUAUGAUGUUAUAAGCAUACAAAAUAACAAAGAGAGUUCGGCAUUUUUUAUUAAAAUGUUCAGUGAUGUUUACGAACCAACAAAUAGAAGGUUUGUAUUUAACAAAAACGUAUCUUUUUCUUUCUGUGCCCACGAGGUGGCAGAUGUGUUGGGUAUUAACAAUACCGGGGUUAAUUUCACCGCCCCUGCUGCAAAAAAUGUUCCUGAAUUUGUUUAUGACCUAAUGAAAGGAUGUGGUUUAGGUAGUUCUAGGAUAAUCUCUACAACAACCAUUAAAAAGCUUUUGAGUCAAAUGGAUGUAAAUGACGACGAAAGUAGAUUUAAUUUUAAGAAACUCUUAUCUUAUUUUUUGAUCGAGAUAUUUUUAAUACCCUCCCCGGAUUCCAAGAAACCGCGUACGUCGGCCUGGGAAAUGGUAGAAGAUCUUGAUGCAUAUGAAGAAGUGAACUGGGCUGAAGCAAUCACUGAUGACCUACAUGUAUCUUUUAAUAAGCUCAAGAACGCAAUGAAAACAGGGUUGGGAAAACAACAUAAAUUUAAAGGGUGUGCGCCAGUUUUCGAGGCGGUUGUGUUUGAGAGAAUACCUUCCUUAAAGCCAAAGCCAUCGUCUUUUCCUUACCCGCCAAUUCAAAAGUAUGAGUCUAAAAGGAAGGAUUGGAAACCGUUAGAAACUAUCGAAGCCUACGAGAUUAUACCAUGUCCAUGGUGUGUGGCAGCCAAGACAGAGGAGAAUAAAAGUUUGACGGAGGAUGUGGCGGCCAAGACGGAGAAGAAUGAAAGUUUGACGGAGAAUGUGGCGGCCGAGAUGGAGAAGAAUGAAAGUUUGACGGUGGAUGUGGCGGCCGAGACGGAAAAGAAUGAAAGUUUGACGGAGGAUGUGGCAGCCGAGACAGCAAAGAAUGAAAGUUUGACGAAGGAUGUGGCGGCCGAGACAGAAGAGAAUGAAAGUUUGACUGGGAAUGUUGCCUCUUUAUCCUUGGGUGAUGCACUUGCUCUGUCUCCACCUAAGCCUAAAAACCGAAGGAAGUUAGAUCCGCCUCCACCUCAGCCUACAAUACCAAGGAGGUCAUUAAGAAAAAAGACAAUACCUCCUGAGCUCAAAGACUAA
Molecule: messenger RNA, 3264 nt
Organism: Vicia villosa (hairy vetch)
Lineage: Eukaryota; Viridiplantae; Streptophyta; Magnoliopsida; Fabales; Fabaceae
Exons: 5
Coding region: 1-3264 (1087 amino acids)
Source: RefSeq, a predicted model, not a curated record